AUGGGACAGACAUCCUCCCGCAAGCGCACUUCAACUGGGAAGACGGGUUCAUAUCCUCAACCACAUCAGCGACUUCCCAAUGAACUCGUAAUAGCGAUUAUCGGGAUGGUUGAAGAGUUGGAUGCGCUGCGAGCGCUGGCUCUCGUCUGCCAUGGCUGGCUCUAUCUCUGCCGAUCUCUCAUCCACAGGACCAUCGUGGUUGACGAACGGGGAGGAACGGGGGGCAUGCCCAAGAAGAAGUUUAUCCGAAUCUACACCAAAUACCCUCAUCUCUGCGAACAUGUCCUAGACGUAUCCUUCAACCUCGCCAGGUCUACAAAAACUGACCCAUUUCACCCGUGUCUGCUUCGCUUCAAAAACCUUCGCAGUCUGAAUCUACACUCCUACGCCGAUCCAUUUGAAUUCCCGCGCGGCGUCCUGUCACCUUCAAUGAUAGCUCUUAUCCCGUGCUUGCUCGCCUCGUCCCGCCUGACGAGGUUGUCCCUUGUCGGUUUUACACCUCACACCAUCCUCGAUCUUCUUCGUUCCAACGAAAUGAUCCGUACGAACCUUCACUCCCUCGCGCUAAUAGACGUAUUUCGACCAGAGUGGGAUCCAUCGACGUUACCAGUGAAUCCCCACCCAGUACUCAUGAUCGGCCUCCACGAACUCGAAAUAGAUUGCAUCCCCUCGUACGAAUCACUCGGCGUCGAAACGCCAUCGCUUCAAUCCCUAACAGCCCUGUAUCGCCCAGGGGUGUAUAGCAUCGAGCAUUUCCUCCCACGGACAUGUCCACCCACCAUAACCAACCUCACCCUUGAAAUCACAGCCAUCCCACCAUGGACUACCGCCAUCGCCUCCACGCUACACAGUCUAACGCAGCUCGAAACAUUAACGCUGGACGUGCAGAGUUAUAAAAACAUGAACUACACCGACCAAUUCCCUUGGCUAUGUGCGUGCAUUGGGCAUCUCAAAGACGUCUGCCAGCUUCAACGACUCGAGAUACGAUUGCGCGACCAACUCGCCUUCCGUACGCUAUCGCCGCUCGAUUUCUUGGACAUCGAUGAUAUACUUAGUGAGAUGAAUCACGAACAAUCAUUGAAGGCUGUUUAUCUGAAACUCACCGCCGUUGUGGGGCUCCCACCCCCAUUUAUCCAUAGUCUACCACAUAAUCACCCCGACCCAGCUUCUCUCGAAGCUCAGACAAUAGCCGGGUUCCCUCAUCUUACUGAAGCAGAUGUUCUUCGAGUCUCGGUUACGCUCGAGGAAGAAGUGGGCUGCUGGUUUACGUAUGCAUAG
Molecule: messenger RNA, 1278 nt
Organism: Pleurotus ostreatus (oyster mushroom)
Lineage: Eukaryota; Fungi; Basidiomycota; Agaricomycetes; Agaricales; Pleurotaceae
Exons: 1
Coding region: 1-1278 (425 amino acids)
Molecular function (GO): protein binding
Source: RefSeq, a predicted model, not a curated record